Messenger RNA from Bubalus bubalis (water buffalo), 1816 nucleotides. RefSeq names its product NBL1, DAN family BMP antagonist (gene NBL1). The transcript is spliced from 4 exons. Gene Ontology annotation, molecular function: receptor ligand activity; BMP binding. Gene Ontology annotation, biological process: animal organ morphogenesis. The record is from RefSeq and is a predicted model, not a curated record. NCBI's taxonomy places the organism in Eukaryota, Metazoa, Chordata, Mammalia, Artiodactyla, Bovidae. The coding region runs from base 181 to 714 and encodes 177 amino acids.
GGCGCUAGCGCAGCCCAGCCUAGCCUCGCGGGGCCGCCGCCAGCCCUGCCGGCCGCCUCCCCGAGCCCCCCGGGGGCUCCGCGUCCGCCCGCCGCGGCCCGCAGACAGCCCCGCAGGAACCGGCGGGCGCGCCGCGCUCCCCUCCGCCGCGCGCGUCCUAGGGCUCCAGAGGCCACGGGCAUGAUGCUGCGGGUCCUGGUGGGGGCUGUCCUGCCCGUCAUGGUCCUGGCUGCGCCUCCGCCCAUCAACAAGCUGGCCCUGUUCCCGGAUAAGAGUGCCUGGUGUGAGGCGAAGAACAUCACCCAGAUCGUGGGCCACAGCGGCUGUGAGGCGAAGUCCAUCCAGAACAGGGCCUGCCUGGGACAGUGCUUCAGCUACAGCGUCCCCAACACCUUCCCGCAGUCGACCGAGUCCCUGGUGCACUGUGACUCCUGCAUGCCGGCCCAGUCCAUGUGGGAGAUCGUGACCUUGGAGUGCCCCGGCCACGAGGAGGUGCCCCGGGUGGACAAGCUAGUGGAGAAGAUUCUGCACUGCAGCUGCCAGGCGUGUGGCAAGGAGCCCAGCCACGAGGGGCUGAGCGUCUACGUGCAGGGCGAGGACGCGCAGGGGGCCCAGCCUGGCGCCCACCCCCACCCCCAUCCCGGCGGGCAGGCCCCUGAGCCCGAGGACCCCCCUGGGGCCCCCCACGCCGAGGAAGAGGGGGCUGAGGACUGAGGCCCCCGAGUCUUCCUCCCCUCCCGCUCCCUGUGGAAUGUGGGGGUCUCGCCCUCCUGGGGAAGAGUUGGGGGGAGAGGCUGAAGCACCCCCUUUGGCACUGGAUGGACUUGGAUUCAGACUUGGACUUGGAAUGCUUCCCGGUUGCCACGGAGAUCUGAAGGGGGUGGGGCUGGGGCCAAGCUGCACAAUUUAAUAUAUUCCAGAGUGGGGGGCAGGGGCGGAGAUCUUCAGGGCUCUUGUUUGGGGCGAGGGGAGCUCUCUUCCUGACUGCCUCUGAGAUGUGUGCCCUUGUUUGGCGGGGGAGAGGAGUCUCUGGCUAGGCUGCUGAGUUGGCGAGGCAUUCCAAACUGUGCCAAGGCCCACCGCCCCCGCCCCCAGAGCAGCAUUUCCUGGUGGCACUGAGGUGGCCCUCCCGUGGUUGGGAGUCAGGCCUGGGCAGGCCCCCGCUGACUCUUGGCCCUGGAUCGGGGAGCCAGGCUCGCUGGCUUCCUCAGCUUCCCUGGGGGUGGCGGGACCUUCUGGGCGGGGGAGGGGAUGACCCUCUCCAUCAGACAUCGCCCCUUCCUCCCCCCUGCCUCCCUCCCGCCCGCCCAGAUCUCAGUGCCCCCCACAUGCUCCAGGCCCCUCAAAGUUGAUGGAGCCAGCCUCACCCUCUUGGGGAACCCUGUCUACACAUCUGAUGCUGGGGAGGGGUCUCCCUUACCCAGAGGGUUCCCAGAAGGGAUGUGGUGGGGCAUGGACUUGGGGUGAGCCUCAAGAAGUGAGGGAGAGGAGCCACGAGGGCUCGUGGGGCGUCCCGUGAUCCCGAGGUGCUCCAGCAGCCCGGCCCCGCCCCCGCCUCCCAGCUGCACUUUAGCCCCAGAGGGGGCGGGGGUCCCCCCGGGGGGGCGGGCAGGCGGGAAGGGAGGAGCCCCCCUCAGCACCCAUAGCUGCCUGCAUCCGCUCUUCUGUCCCAGGGCCCCUGCCGGCCCCCCAGCCCCCUGCCAGGGGGAGCCCCGGCCCUCAUGGCUGACCCGACAAGAGCUUCUGGAGCUUGUAACCAGUAGACUGUCUCCCCGAGGGACCCUGAGUUUUCUCGUGAAUAAAUUCCUUCAACGCC